AUGGCUGCUGCUGUCGCCAGGUAUCCUUCUAUGCCACGUCGUUCUUCGACGCCUCCACCGCACCUGUCCCUGAACACUACGUCUCAUGGUGUGCCUGCUCCUAUCCCCAACAAGCACAUCCCGGAAUGCUCGCCUGGUGGCUUGCCUGCGACUCCCCCAUCAACACCUCCGCGACAGGACAGUCUUAUCGAGACAUCAUCCAUUACAUACCCGCCUGAUUCCUACUGCUCCAAAUUCUCAGAUGAUCCGCCCGUCUACACCAUCACUGCCGAUUGCAUGGCACAGGCACUAGAGCACCUUGCCACCCAGCCUCUCCCAAACCCUGAGCAGGUGUUCCCAUGGAUGCAUGGACUUCACGCUGAGAAUUCGAUCCAGCUCGCUUUCUUUUCAGGUCGUCGCAGAAGCGCCCGAAAAGUCCCCAGGUGCAUUCGCAGUAUCACUGUUGUGAAGACUGGCGGGAACUUGUCUGCCUCCAAGCUGAAGGGUGCCAUCUCGCCAGAUGAAUUGCUUGAUUCUACGUCUUCUGAUACACCCAAAUUCCUCGAGUGCGACCCUCGAGAUGGCUUCUCUGUGCGCAACUUCCAGAUCCAGGCCUGUAAACUGGGCAUGGUCUCGGAUAUCAUCGUGUAUGGUGACCACAAGACGAAACAGGAAGAUACGAUUGCACUGGCUCAGAAGAUUUCAAAGGCUCAGAGGCAGUACGAAGCAAGGAACGGGUUUCCACGCUGCUUAUUCAAUACCUUCAUGCUUUGCGAUGCCUUUAGUGUUGUUCAAGAAAAGUACCCAAAAUUGGUUGCCAUCAGCCCUACUGGGGACAUGACGGGACAAGUUGUGGACUUCUUUUACUGGGAACGAUAUGAGAUGAGCGCAAUGUCCAAAGCCUCGGAGAUCAGCAGGAAUGUUUUCUUGGGUCCCACGCCCGACCAAGCAUUGCACCCAGAUUGUGUGGGCGAGGAGGCGUACGACAUGCUCAUCGAAGCGACUGAUCUUGCCCACGUGCCCGAAGCACGUUCGCUACGAGCGCUCCGAAUGGGUCUGGAGCGAGUCCACCGCAAGUCUACCCUGCACAUGGAGUUCCCGUCGUCCGGAAGCAUCAUGCCGCCUACUUGGUCGCAUAGUGAAGUCGACGGUCUCAUGGAUAUGUGCAAAUGGAUGUACGAACUAGCGAACCCACAAGAGGUCAGACGAACCAAGCGAAGAAGGGAAGAGGAAGAUGAAGCUAUCGAGAUGGACGAUGUUACCACACCACGCAAGUUUUUGAUACAUUGCACGGAUGGCUACACCGAGACGACGCUUCUUGCACUCGCGUACUUUAUGUAUGCCGAAGGUCUGCCCGUUCACGAUGCUUGGAUUCAGAUGCAUUGCGACAAAGGCCGAAACUUCUUUGCAUACCCUUCUGACGUUGCGCUAUUGAAAGCGAUACAACCUCGCAUUCUCCAAAACUCACCUCGCUACAACCAGAGUAUUCUGGACAUUCCGCAACCACGUUGGCUUACCAAGCUCGAUGGUAGUCUGCCCAGCCGGAUCUUGCCAUACAUGUACCUCGGCAAUCUUGGUCAUGCCAAUAACCCGGAGCUGCUCCGCGCCCUUGGCAUCACCCGCAUUUUGAGCGUUGGAGAAUCGCUGUCUUGGCCGGAGGAUCUCCAGAAGCAACUCAAUUGGCCUAUCGAGAACUUCUUGAUGAUCGACCGCGUCCAAGACAAUGGCGUUGAUCCUCUCUGGGGCGAAUUUGAGCGCUGCCUCAAGUUCAUCGAAGCAGGAAAGACCGAAGGUGGAGCUACACUCGUGCACUGCCGUGUUGGUGUGUCACGUUCGGCAACUAUUUGCAUCGCCGAAGUUAUGAAGGAAAUGGGCCUAUCCUUUCCUCGUGCCUACUGCUUCGUGCGGGCCCGGCGUCUUAAUGUAAUAAUCCAACCCCAUCUUCGAUUCACGUAUGAACUACUCAAAUGGGAAGAGUAUCAGCGUCAGAGACGCAACGAGCCUCUUCGCCGCGAACUGGAAUGGGCUACCGUCGCGCGCGAGAUCGCGUUGAUGAACAAGCCCUAUGCCAGAUGACGACUUUAACGAAAUUCUCGACCCCUCUAAUCUCGCCAUGACUCACGACGACACGAACUCGUACAUGUACGACUACGCAACCUUCACCUUUAACUUCUCGGCUCAAUUCGGGCCAUGUUCUCUCAACUUUGUUUACUUACCGGCGUUUGCGAUGUGUUCCCUCUAUUCACUUCACACUCUUUUUUUUUAAUAGUCCCACUUGUUUGUCUGUUGCGUUGAUUUCGUGCUGCGGAAGUGCUGAUCUUCACUAUGGACGGUGGAACGGUUUCGCGUUGUCUGGUCUAUUUGCGCGAGAACUCAGCCACACGGCUUGGCUGUCCUGAAUCUUUUCGGUUCAGGCUCACCAUCUGGAUUUCGAUAGGAUAGGGGCAUCUUUUAUCACUGAUCUUUUCGAUACGUGUAUUACUGCCUCUGUCGGCUACAACGGACUUAGCGCCGCUGUUUGUCAUUCUCGAUAAACUAUGGACUGGGAUCCAGUGGGCGUCGGAAAUGUAUUACAAUUCACGGCGUAUAUACCUUUAGUAACAACAGAGCUUCUUUCUUUCUUA
This is a messenger RNA of Pyrenophora tritici-repentis Pt-1C-BFP, 2603 nucleotides long. Its product is annotated as CDC14, protein-tyrosine phosphatase. Gene Ontology annotation, molecular function: protein tyrosine/serine/threonine phosphatase activity. The record is from RefSeq and is a predicted model, not a curated record. Gene Ontology annotation, biological process: protein dephosphorylation; nuclear DNA replication. Lineage: Eukaryota; Fungi; Ascomycota; Dothideomycetes; Pleosporales; Pleosporaceae.